Messenger RNA from Haliotis rubra (blacklip abalone), 720 nucleotides. Its product is annotated as putative nuclease HARBI1. The record is from RefSeq and is a predicted model, not a curated record. The transcript has 4 exons. Lineage: Eukaryota; Metazoa; Mollusca; Gastropoda; Lepetellida; Haliotidae.
AUGAUUGCUCUCAUUGAAGCUGACGGUUUCCCUAUCAAGUUUGCCAGUUGUCGAAUCCUUAUCUCUUUAUCAUCAUGUGACGACAGGUUGCCACAAUGUUCUGUACCUUCUCCUCUAUGGGAUGUUUUACAAGUUGUGGGGGACACUCUGGGUAUAGACAAGAGUACAGUGUCUAGGAUCAUCUGCGAUGUGACCGAUGUCCUAGUGGCAGACCACCUCCAUGGUGUAGUGCAAGUGGCAAAGCGUAACAUUUACAUUUCAUGGCUGACUGACAAUCAACACCUUCGCAAAAAUGAAGACGGCUUCUUCGUGCUUGAAGGUUUUCCCAAAGUAAUUGGAUAUGUAGAUGGGACACAUAUUCGUAUACAAGCACCUUCCUAAGAUGAACCUGCAUAUGUAAACAGGAAAGGAUAUCACAGCAUAAACGUGCAGGCUGUGUGCGAUCACGAAGGAAAAUUCACAAACAUUUGUGCCAAAUGGCCCGGGGCUGCUCACGACAGUUACAUCUUCAGAACCUCGUCACUCUGCGCACUCAUAGAGAGGACCCACACCUCUAUCUCUGAUGGCUUCAUUUUGGGAGACAAUGGCUACCCCUGCAGACCAUUCCUGCUGACCCCCUACCUCAACCCACAAGGACGACAUCAACAACGUUACGACUCUCUGUGUGCUUCAAGGGUCACUAUUGAGAAAACGUUUGGUCGGUGGAAGAGACCAGUCUGA